AUGCUGCAAGCCACACCCCAUCGUGGCUUCCCGGCAUCUAAUUCAACUGGCACCACUCACUCAGCCGUAGUAACUCCAACUCAGCCAACUCCAAUACCAGAGCAAUUCAGCAAAUCUACGGCAGAUGUCAAAAAGAUCUUCUACCACCAGUUGUUAGAGAAGAACUUCCCCAAGCUAUGCACCUGCGAGGAACGUAUGCCACGCUUCUACUUCAAGUACCCUUACUCGUGCCCCAUGCUGCCUCAUGACAAAGGCGACAUAGUCAUUCUGCCGAAGGAGAGACCUCAACUUCUGGUCAUUUCCAUGAUCAGGCCAUAUGAGGCGCUUCAACUCGCCAACAACGUGAUCCAAUACUUCAGCAGGCCAGAAAAUGACAUGGAUCUCCAGCAACAUGAGGCUCUAGGAGAUAUACGGAAAGUCAUAAAUGCAGGUCUUAUGCAGAAGCUUGGUUCUCCGUAUGCACAACUGGCUUACCCCACCGACGACAUGAGAGCACUUUGCAAGCGUCUUAUAACCGUUUUCUUCUUUGGGGCGGCAAUUCCGAUACAGUUUGUAUGGGACUUUGACGUCUGUCAGAAGAACGACUGGCUGGGGUUUACUGAGACGGGGUUUCACAAUGGCGACGAGUAUGAAUGCAUCACCAUGCAUCCUACGAAAGUAACAAUAGAGGUUGAAAUGUCUCGCAAUCGAGGAGAGUCGCUGGCGCUGCAACGCUUGUCCACGUUGAUGCACGAGCUCAUUCACGCUGUGCUUGGGAAACUAGCUUGUAGAGAUUGCGUUAUUCGGAUAGACAAUCUGUCCGCUCAUGGCCGCGCAUUCCAGAGACUGGCGAUGGCUAUUGAGAAGGAAUCUCCGCGCUUGCUAGGACUGGACCUGGAUCUUGGGAGGAUGGAUGGAGUCUUGAAUGAUAUGAAAGAUGUGGAAACUGGGUUCAACCACCCGAGCGUUCAUGAUUUAGAGGUUUAUGGGUUCGUGGAGUCUUUGGGGGAAAGGUUGGGCUUGUUGGAUGGGUCUUGGGCUGGCUGA
This is a messenger RNA of Alternaria atra, 1026 nucleotides long. RefSeq lists its product as uncharacterized. The transcript has a single exon. The coding region runs from base 1 to 1026 and encodes 341 amino acids. The record is from RefSeq and is a predicted model, not a curated record. NCBI's taxonomy places the organism in Eukaryota, Fungi, Ascomycota, Dothideomycetes, Pleosporales, Pleosporaceae.